Messenger RNA from Symsagittifera roscoffensis, 2091 nucleotides. Its product is annotated as transmembrane protein 62-like. Gene Ontology annotation, molecular function: hydrolase activity. The transcript has 10 exons. NCBI's taxonomy places the organism in Eukaryota, Metazoa, Xenacoelomorpha, Acoela, Convolutidae. The coding region runs from base 20 to 2044 and encodes 674 amino acids. The record is from RefSeq and is a predicted model, not a curated record.
AUUGCGUGUUGUUAGAAAUAUGGCGACAUCACUUGAUGGGAGGCUAAAGUCGUUUGCUUUCUACUUUGCGGCUGUUUCCAUCAUUUUCUUCAGUUUUUCCAUCAAUGGUCUGCUCGCAUUUCUGGCUAAUUUCAGGAACCCUCUCAAUCCGCGCCUUAGAUCUGCGUCUCCCACAGUUAGACCACCAUUCCCGGGCAAGGACCUCAGUAAUACCUUCUGGUUUGUACACGUGACGGAUUUGCACAUAAGUGAGCAUAAGAGACCCGAGAUUGCGUCUGACUUGGAGAAAUGGUGUGUGCAGAUGCAUGAUGUCAUCAAGCCGCAGUUUAUACUCGUAACCGGAGACUUAACAGACGCGAAAGCGAAGGAUCAAGUGACAUCGUAUCAGCAUAAGAGUGAGUGGCAAACUUAUAAGAGGACGAGGGACGAGUGUUACUCCAGAGCCGCCGCUGCGCAAGAAAAGUCUUAUGUCGAUGGCAGCCGGAAGAACCUUGCGCCCUGGAUAGAUAUUCGUGGAAACCAUGACUCGUUCGAUAUGGACUUGCGCGAUACACAGGGUGGGCCUGUGAACUGGUUCAAGCAACACGUGGCCACGGAGCAUCACAACGUGUCCCACUUUGUAGUUGAGAAACAGUUUGGAAAGUACUCCUUCGUCGGAGUUGAUUUCUCCCCCAACCCUGGUCCCUCUAGACCACUUAACUUCUUCGGAUAUUACGACCACGAAAGAGAUGGAGAUCAAUUGGCAGCCCUGAUCGAGUCAGAGUCGAAGUCGAACUUGACUUUCUUCUACGGGCACCACACACUCAAUGUGGUCACCUCAUCGGAGAAGUUUUUCGCCACCCUCAGAUACGGAGCAGUUUACCUCUGUGGCCACUUGCACGCGUUGUUGAACUCGAAAGGAACCCAACAUCUUUACGGCUACCAUCAUCUCAGAGACUCCUCCCUGUUGGAACUAGAACUUGGCGACUUCCAAACCAACCGCAGGUUCCGUGUGAUGGCGGUGGACCAUGACAUGAUAUCAUUCACAGAUGUGUCCUUCAACAGGUGGCCAGUGGUGGUCAUAACUUGUCCCAAACAUGCAGAAUACACAAUUAGGGACAAAGAACCACUUGGCAGAAUGAAUCACGCAACCCAUAUUAGGACGCUUGUGUUCUCGCCAAAUCCAAUCAGCCAAGUGUUAGUCUCCGUAAGAGCCCCGGACAGUGGUGGAACUUUGUGGGAGUCUGCUGCAGUUCAUUCCGAAGGGCCACUUUACGUUGCAGAGUGGCAUCCCACUCAAUUUGCUGUGGGAAUUUUCUAUAUCCGAGUCUCAGUCAAGGAUUCUACCGGCGCUCAAACGGUGCUGGAACAACCUUUUUCUCUAGAUGGGUCAGUGACUAAACUGCCCCUGGUCGCUUCUUUCAUCAUUGCAGCCGACCUCACUAAAGCCUCCAAAGUCCUCUUCUGGACUGUGCAUAACUUGAUGCUUGUGAUGAUGUUUCUGCUCAAAGUGAAGGCGACGAUGUUAAGAAGGAUGCAUGUGUUCAGUGCUCCAGUUUUCGGUCCUUUACUCCACAGCUUAGCAGUCUAUGCAUCGUGCAACAAUCUCUUCAAGCCAUUUGUUCUCUAUCAACUUUGGAUUGCAUACGGGCCGUGGUUUUUCGGAGCUCUUCUUUCAAACAGGUAUGCGCUUGUAUUUGUUAAUGGAAUUCUCUUCUUGGAUGGAACUUUCAUCCCGUCUGGACUAAACUACUCCUUUGGAUUCCUGCAUUUAAUCUUCCUGGACAUUCCGCUCGUUCUCAUCAUCUCUUCAAUUCUGGACAGAAACAAAUCAUACAAGGGCUCCCUAGGAAGCAAAACUAGCCUAAUACGUGUGCUAACUUGUAGAUUUCUAUAUUUCAUAGCACUGGCAAUGCUUAUGUGGCAAUGUCAUAAGUGCUUGGACUUAUUCUCAAAUUACGGAAUAUUUGCCGUUUUGUCGAAUGUCAUCGAGUUCUACUGUAUAGUGAUGUACAUAUACCAAUUUUAUUACGUUUUUAAUGUUUCACACUUUUUAGCGAACUGAGUCUAUAAAUUAUUGCAUCAUUUAAAAUUGUAACUUUUAAAUUAUGA